This is a messenger RNA of Sardina pilchardus (European sardine), 4208 nucleotides long. RefSeq names its product signal transducer and activator of transcription 6, interleukin-4 induced (gene stat6). The record is from RefSeq and is a predicted model, not a curated record. Gene Ontology annotation, biological process: cytokine-mediated signaling pathway; cell surface receptor signaling pathway via JAK-STAT; response to peptide hormone. Bases 434 to 2776 code for a protein of 780 amino acids. NCBI's taxonomy places the organism in Eukaryota, Metazoa, Chordata, Actinopteri, Clupeiformes, Clupeidae. The transcript is spliced from 21 exons. Gene Ontology annotation, molecular function: DNA-binding transcription factor activity, RNA polymerase II-specific; RNA polymerase II cis-regulatory region sequence-specific DNA binding.
GUGAGAGGAAGGUAGGCCUACAGAAGUUACACGAUGAUGACUUAACCUACCUAAAUUGACUCAGUUAUGCAGAAAGCGAAGAACGCCAGACGCGUGCCUCUCAAGUUUGCAACUGCUGCUUAGCUGGCUGCGCACUUUCGGUUUCGUUGGAGAGGGAAGUGUUGUUACAAAUCAUCAAGUGGCUUCUGUAGCCUACUUUCAGUUGGAUGUUCGUAUUCGAAUCUUGUCUUCAUCAAGAACAUCAAAACUGGAUUUUAGACGCGUUGGAGUAAAAUUGAGCUGUUGACGCCUGCCAUUAUUGUGACCAAUGAGCGUGGAAACAUGAGCCUGUCUCCGUCCUGUAUGCCCUUACGUCUGGAGAGGAGCAAGCCAGUUUACUAAGGGACCAUUGUGAUUCAGUACUUAAAGUUUGUGGUUUCAGCGUUGUGUGACCAUGGCUCAGUGGGAACAGAUGAAGCUGCUAGUUCAGCGGCUGCCUACCCAGGCUCUGAGUGAACUCUAUCCCCCCUCAACAUUCCCCAUGGAUGUUAGACACUACUUGGCCAGCUGGAUUGAGGAUCAACCAUGGGAGGAGUUUGAUGUUGAAAAUAUGGAACAAGAGCCGCAAGCACAGAGUCUUGCAAGCAAUAUUGAACAGCUACUCUUGGAACAGGCUCAGCAGCAUCAAAAUGUACUUGAGAGAAUGAGACUGCAGGACUUCAGCAGGAAAAUGGGCAUGGUCCAGCCAAUGAUGCUAGUUCGGACGGUGAGAGAAAUACUACGGAAGGAGAGGCAGUUUCUUGGCCUGACGGGGCCACGGAGGGCUCACUUUGGCCACCUUGGCCAAUGUCCGCCGGGGCAAGCUGUCCCAAGGCUCUCGCCGAGCCCUAGAGCUGUGAAUGGCAACCCAAAUCCUGUAACCAAGAGCAACCAAGACAUGGACAACCUGGUCCUCAAAGUGCUGGAGAUACGCAACUGCCGCCAACAAAUGCACGAGCUCCAGGGGGAGCUCAACUGGGAGAGGCAGGAUGGGGAAUCCAUGUCAAGCCCCAUGCACUCCAGUGAGCUUGAUAAGUCACAGUUAGAAAAGCAACAACGCAUCCAACAGCUGGAAUACAAAUAUCAGGAGUAUGGCAAGAAACGCGUUCAGCUGCUGCAUGAGACCAUCGUCAUUCUCCAAGAGUGCCAAAAGCGGCUCAUCCAGAGGAUCAAGGACUGGAGGUGGGAGCAACACCAGGCCUCCAUCGGCGCUCCUUUCGACGAGAACCUGGUGCCUCUGCAGACCUGGUGUGAACAGUUGCUAGGUGUGAAUGUGCAGCUCAGACAGGAAGUCAUUUUGGUGGGACAGGAUCAUGGCAGUUCAGAGCCAUUCGCAGAUAUGCAGGACCGGCUUGGGAUGCUGCUCAAGACUCUCAUCCAGAGCUCCAUGGUGGUGGACAAGCAGCCGCCGCAGGUCAUCAAAACCCAGUCCAAGUUCUCCACCACCGUGCGCUAUCUGCUCGGAGAGAAGGUGGCCACGGGCAAGCCCAUCCUCCUCAGGGCUCAGAUCGUCACGGAGGUGCAGGCGCGGAACCUGGGACAGCCCGGCGGCAUAACCACUGAGAACGUUGGGGAACUCAUCAACAGCACAGCGAUAUUAGAGCAUAACCCAUCCAGCAAAAGCAUGUGUGCCAACUUUCGAAACAUGUCCAUCAAGAAGAUAAAGAGAGCAGACAGAAAGGGCUCAGAGUCAGUGACGGAGGAGAAGUUUGCCAUUCUGUUUACUGCAGACAUCGCCAUCACAGGAUGUGACACUGCUUACGGCGUCCAGACUAUCACCCUGCCUGUGGUCGUUAUUGUUCAUGGCAGUCAGGAUAAUAACGCUAUGGCAACCAUUGUUUGGGAUUGUGCCUUCUCAGAGCCGAACAGGAUCCCGUUUGUGGUGCCAGAGCGGGUUCCCUGGACGCAGAUGCGGCUGACCCUGAGCAGGAAGUUUAUGUCUGAGGUUGGGACGAACCGUUGCCUAGACGACAACAAUCUGCACUUCCUUGCCCAGAAGAUUUUCAACAAACCAGACAUCUCUGAGGACUUCAGCAACCUCUUAGUGACCUGGUCUCAAUUCAACAAAGAAGUUCUGCCUGGUCGGCCAUUCACCUUCUGGCAGUGGUUCGAUGGCGUGAUGGAACUUACCAAGAAACAUCUGGCGCGAUACUGGAGUGAUGGUUUGAUCUUUGGCUUCAUUGGGAAGCAGCACCUGCAUGUGAUCCUGCAGAAUAAGCCCAAUGGAACUUUCCUCCUGCGCUUCAGUGACUCAGAGAUCGGAGGCAUCACCAUCGCCUACGUAGCCCCAGCCGAGAAUGGUGGCAGAAGAAUCCAGAACAUUCAGCCCUUCACCAAACGGGACCUGGAGAUCCGCUGCCUUGGUGACCGCAUCCGAGAUCUGGAAUUCAUUACACAUGUAUAUCCAGACCUGCCAAAGAAUGAUGUGUUUGGCCCGUACUAUUCAGAUAUGUUAGGGCCUAUCCCGCCAACUACAGAGGGCUAUCUACCUACAACUAUUACCACCACAGUCGUUGGUGCAAGGGACCAUCCCAGCCCGUCUUCUAGUUUGACUGAUGUACAAAUGGCUCCCUUUUCUCAGUUCACUGUGCCCAUGUCUCAGUUCCCACAGGACUUCAGUCCUUCUCACGCCGCUCCUCUUGUAGCUGCAGUAUACCCCCAUUUUGAGGACUUCCCCAUUGCAAACAUGCCUGCAAAUCAGGCUGGGACACCUGAUGAAAUGUUUCUCCAAGAUUUGGACUUUGAUACGUCUAUGUGAUCACUAAUGGAAUGGCAAGGGUUCUUCCACCUGCCUGGAAGACACUGCAGCAAUAUGAAAGUUUGGAUUGUCAGUUUGUUGGGACGUCAUCAUCAGACAGUGUUAGACUUUUCACAGACUCUGACUCUUUUAUCAUGUGAGAGCGAGGGGGGUCGAUAACAGCUUAGUAAAUAUCAAGUACGGGAUAAUGCCGUCUGUAUUUUACAGCUUGUAUGUAACGUGUGCAUUUAAACUUCACAACAAGUUUGGGCAACUCAACCGAGCAGUGGAAUAAUGAAGUGAUAAUGAACUCAAGCAGUUGGUUUGGUGGGCAGAGAUUGACAUUAAAGGGAUCCCACACUAAAUACAGUAUCCAGGCAGCAGCUCUCCGUGGAUGGUCUCCUAAGGAUGGCUUUCACAUGCCGAGAUGGGAUGAGCUGAGCUUGAGACAACAGACCCGCAUCGCUAUCCACUGGUGAGAACUACGAGAAAGCUUUUGGGAACCUUACUUAGUAUUGGACUGCUACUCAUUCACACAACAUUACCGUCAAAGUUACCUUCCUCUGUCUUUUGAGUUUAUUUUUUAUCUUUGAGGUUGUGGUCAUUUUCGGCAUCCCUAUUUGUCACCAUGGCCUGCUUGACUUCAAUGUUUUUCUACAUAGCCAGCACAGCUGAUACAGGAAGACUGAGUUCUCUAUUCACCAGCUGUCUACAUGUCCCUGUUUGUGUAUUUUUUAAUGAAAGUGAGAUAUCUUAGUGCUGAUUAGUGUGCCUUUCCAAGCUGAAAACGGCCGCGUUUUCCAGAUUCGUUAAGAAGAGCGUUCUAAGAGCGCUCCGAAGAAGUUCUUUAAGAGCUUCCUAACGAAUCUGGGAAACGUGGCCAAUAGCGGUAAUAACACUUGACUGUCAGUGAUGUUUCGCUGUAUCUGACUUCACUAUACGAGGGUAGAUAACCGCCCUUGGCCGGGAUUCCCAAAAUCGUUAAGAAGCUCUUAAGUCCUAAGAACUUCUUAGGAGCGUUCUUAGAACAUUCUUACAACGCUCCUAAGAAGUUCUUAGCACUUAAGAGCUACUUAACAAUUUUGGGAAACCCGGCCCUUGUUAGCUUUGAGGAUGUGUAUAAGCUCCAUUCACUCUCUGUGGGAUCACUGAAUGAAAUGCAGCUCAUGCAGGGGAUACAGUAUAUGAUGUCUGAGCUGCAAUGCAACAGCAAUUUGAGUGUUCAGUCUUUAGCAAAUGACUAUUAUCCAACUUGAUUGUAUGUGUAUGUGAAUUCCCUGAAUGUAUUCAAUAGCAUUCUAAAACAAUCUUACAGUAUAUGCAUACCUCUAAGGUGAUUUAAAUUGCAGUCUUACUUUUUCAGUCUUAAUGUUGCAGCAUUUUUUGCUAUACGUUGGCAUACGCUUUGGAUCUAUUUUAAUAUAAAAUUGUUUUAUCUCUAAACAGUUCUAAA